Molecule: messenger RNA, 4349 nt
Organism: Stegastes partitus (bicolor damselfish)
Lineage: Eukaryota; Metazoa; Chordata; Actinopteri; Pomacentridae
Gene: klhl18
Product: kelch-like family member 18
Exons: 10
Coding region: 1-1725 (574 amino acids)
Molecular function (GO): protein binding
Source: RefSeq, a predicted model, not a curated record
AUGGGAGACGUUCUGUGCGAGGAGCUCGAAGAUUUAGUUCAUUUCACGGUGACCGACCUGCCGGCACGAGGCUAUGUUGUCAUGGAGGAGAUCCGACGUCAGGGGAAGCUCUGUGAUGUCACGCUCAAGGUCGGGGACCAUAAGUUCAGCGCCCACCGGAUCGUUCUGGCCGCUUCCAUCCCGUACUUUCACGCCAUGUUCACCAACGACAUGGUGGAGUGUAAACAGGAUGAGAUCCUGAUGCAGGGCAUGGACCCCAGCGCUCUGGAGGCUCUCAUCAACUUUGCGUACAGCGGCCAUGUUGCCAUCGACCAGCAGAACGUCCAGUCUCUCCUGAUUGGCUCGAGCUUCCUGCAGCUGCAGAACGUUAAAGACGCCUGUUGCUCCUUCCUGCAAGAGAGGUUACACCCUAAGAACUGUCUGGGAGUCCGCCAGUUCGCCGAGACCAUGAUGUGCACGACGCUGUACGACUCGGCCAGCAGCUUCCUGCACCAGCACUUCGUGGACGUGUCCUUAUCGGAGGAGUUCCUGGGUCUCAGGACGGAGGAGGUUCUGGAGCUGGUGGGCUGCGACGAGCUCAACGUCAAGGCCGAGGAGCAGGUGUUUGAGGCGGUGCUGGCCUGGGUCCACCAUGACCGGGACCGGCGGGAGACGCUGCUGCCGGAGCUGCUGUCGAAGAUCCGGCUUCCCCUGUGUCGACCUCAGUUUCUGUCGGACCGAGUGCAGCAGGACGACCUGGUUCGCUGCUGCCACAAGUGCAGAGAUUUGGUGGACGAAGCCAAAGAUUUUCACCUGAUGCCAGAGCGCCGGCCUCACCUGCCCACCUUCAAAACCCGACAGAGGUGCUGCACGUCCAUCACAGGACUCAUCUACGCCGUGGGAGGACUCAACACCUCAGGUGACUCUCUGAACGUGGUCGAGGUGUUCGAUCCAAUCGGUAACUUCUGGGAGCGCUGUCAGCCAAUGAGGAUGACUCGCAGCAGAGUGGGUGUGGCUGUCGUCAACGGGCUGCUGUACGCCAUUGGCGGUUACGACGGCCAAUCACGGCUCAGCACAGUGGAGGUUUACAACCCGGAGACAGACAGCUGGACGCGUGUGUCGAGCAUGAACAGCCAGCGCAGCGCCAUGGGAACGGUGGUGAUUGACGGACACAUCUACGUGUGCGGCGGCUACGACGGGAAGUCGUCUCUGAACUCAGUGGAGUGUUACGCACCUGAGACGGACAGGUGGACAGUGGUGGCGGAGAUGAGCGCGAGUCGCAGUGCCGCCGGCGUGACGGUGUUUGACGGGAGGAUCUUCGUCUCCGGCGGCCAUGACGGUCUGCAGAUCUUCAACACGGUGGAGUACUACAACCACCACACAAACCGCUGGCACCCGGCGGCGCCGAUGCUCAACAAGCGCUGUCGUCACGGUGCGGCGGCUCUGGGGAGCCACAUGUACGUGGCGGGGGGGUACGACGGCUCGGGCUUCCUGAGCGGCGCCGAGGUGUUCAGCUCUGCCUCCGGCCAGUGGAGCCUCCUGGUGGCCAUGAACACGCGACGCAGCCGGGUGUCGCUGGUGUCGACGUCGGGGCGUCUGUACGCGGUGGGCGGCUACGACGGACAGUCCAACCUCAGCUCGGUGGAAAUGUACAACCCUGACACCAACCGAUGGACCUUCAUGGCCCCCAUGGUGUGUCACGAGGGCGGCGUCGGCGUCGGCUGCAUCCCGCUGCAGCCCGCCUAAACCCGCCAAUCACGGCCGAGGAUCUAUGCGUUACUGACGCCAGCAGGCGGGGAGGCGGUGCCUCCGAUGGCGUCCACUGAGCUUUAUCGGUACGACAGCUGGGCUCGGACCUGCACAUUGACGCCGGGCUACGGAAUUAUGGGAAAACUGUAGGGCCAGCCCACCGAGGCUAGCUGUUAGCAUUGUGCUGUUAGCGCGCAUGUGGACUGAUCGAUGUCCAACCUUGAUUUUCUACCUGAUUGACCAAACAAAGCUGCUGACUUGAAACAGGAUGACCACUCUAAUCGGUUUUCUGUGACCGUUUUAUCAGUACGCAGUGCUGCAGACACGUGAAGAAGAGCAUGCCACAGCAGCGCCCCCUGCAGGCCACAUUGCUCAGUACACCUGAUCAGUCAGAGACUGCACAGGAGAGUUUGUCCUGAAGGAGGCGCUGCAGGAAGCUCACCUUUGAGGAGUCCACAGUGUUCACUGUUAAGGAGUUACGGUUGAUUCGGGGUCAACUGAACAUUCUAAAAAUGUUUGAAACGUGAAGAAAAAGAAGAAGAAAGCUCGAGAUGAGCUAAUGUUUGUGCAGAACAUGUUGGUUUUCAUGAGCUCUUUAUUUGUGUCAGAUAAUGUUGAGAGCAAACAGACGAUGACAGAACAAAAUAAAUGCUAUGGGGAAACAAAUCUUCACUUUCAGAGCAAAAGUAGGAGGAAUAUAUCUUUAAAACCUUUAAAGUUCCACACUUGAGUGGUGAGGACAGGUAGGACAGGUGAGGACAGGUAGGACAGGUGAGGACAGGUAGGACAGGUGACGCUGUGGCAACGAGCCCUAGAAAUGCAGAUGUUUACCUGCUGCAGACGUAGAAUCUGAACUUAAUCCAGAUGAAGCUCGUCUGUUCCGUCUCGUCAACGAUUCAGAGCAAUGCAUUCUGGGAGCGUCGCAUGCGUUUCAGAGACGUGCGCGUCGCUGCCCCUCAUUUGCGUAACGUUGAGGUCUUGGCUACUUGAUGUAAGUCAGGAUCGUCCAGCCACAACUCGACACCUGUGAAGGUCCAGAACUGCUGUUGGAAUGAAUGAGAGACGGGUCUCGGUCAGACGCCGCCUCACACACAUGAAACACGUAUGUUGAGGUUCAGUGUCUCUGAUCCAUCACAGUGAACCUGUGAACUGUUCAGAGCCUGUCUGGUUUUAGUUUCCUUCAGUGUCAAACAGCUGGUCUCAGGCUGUUACUUCCUGGUUAGUCCUGCUGUUGGCUGACCUGAGUCUGUUUGGUCUAUAAAGUGACAAACCGAAGGUCAGAGUUCUGCAUGGCUCUGAGCUGAAGCAUCACGCUGCGCUCUCAUCCUGACGGAUACACGAUGGAAAUGGUGAACUUGGUCAUUUGUUUGUUGAUCUAGCUUCAGCAUCUGAGUGGGGAAUAAAAUGUCUUCUGUGGUGCGUCGACUUGAUUCAGGCUGAUGCAGCUUCAUUUCAGCCAGACGAGUGUUUUGACCAACCUCUGCAGACCGACAUGCUGGGAAACACGUCACAUGACCGUGGACAUGCAGGUGUAGCCAGGAAGUGGGAGGUCGCUUUGCUGUCCGCACAAAAUGCUGAAACUGCGAGCAGAGAUUUGUGCUGCAGAGAAAACCAGGUCAGAACCACAUGAAAUUCAUGAUCAGGAGACGCCACAUGAACAGUAAGAGCCAAUCAGGAAGCAGCCAUGACUGUGUGUCAAAGUCUCAUGUUAGACUAAAACCGAGUCAGCAGCUUGUCUGAAGUCUCGGUUCUCCGUGGACGUCAGGAGGAACCAAAUCAGUGUCUUCAAAUGAUGUAGUGUCGGUUGUAGCUUCAGCACAGGUUUCUUCUGUUUUCAUGCCGUCAGACAGGCCCAACGUGUGAUGAUGCCACCACCGUGCUUCUGGAGGACCUGAACAGAACGCUGCUUGUUUACAUCAAAAGGUUCUGUUCCGGUCUCAUCUCGCCGCAGAACAUUUUCCGGCAGCUUCUGGCUUCUUCAUCAAACUGCACAUCAAGUUUGUUCUCAGCCAGAGGAACUGAUCCCAGCUGCCAGCAGCUUCUCAGUAGACGAGCUACAUGAGGGCCCAGGGGUGGACGGACAGAACAACAUGACCCAGUUUGAUCAUUUUAUUUUAAUAUUGCUUCUUUAUCAGCAGCUGUGAACAUCUGAUGAUGUUCUAGCUGCUGUUCAUUCAGAAAUGUCAGACCUGAGGGUGUCCGUGAUGCUUUAGUGGUGAACACUGUGGACUCGCUGUGACUUCAGUCUGCACAGCUUCAUGAUGGUUUUACAGAUCAUCAGUUUAACCGAAGGCUGGAGAUCAGUUCGUCAAUAACCACCUGAUCACUUAUUCAUUGAUUGAAAUCCUCUCCAGAGCUUUCAGCUGGACGUGGUGGUCCUCUGGGAGCUGCUCAGCAUCACGUGACCUGAUGAAGGCCACGAGAGGCGGCUCAAAGCUCCGGGAGUUUCUCAGUAAGUGGACACGAACAGAAAGAGAUCCGAUUAUUGAUCGGUGCUCUUCAGCCUCCGACUCAGCUUCACACCGCUGAUCUUUAUUUUUAUUGAUUAAUUUAUGAUUUAUUUCUUUGUUUUAUUUCCUUGUGGAUCAUUAAAGAGGAAAUUUUCAGGUUCAUAAAGUCUA